CCGGGCCGCGCAUGUCCGACCCGAGCUGCUGGGCGGCGGCGCCCGCGCGCCGGAGCCGCCUGGCCAAGGGCGCGCUGCUGCAGCGCUCCAAGAGCUGCCGCAGCGGGAACCGCAAGAGCUUGGUGGUAGGAACGCCCUCACCAACUCUCUCCCGGCCCCUGUCGCCGCUGUCUGUCCCCACGGCAGGCAGCAGCCCGUUGGACAGCCCCCGGAACUUCUCGGCAGCAUGUGCCAUCAACUUCCCCUUCGCCCGGAGCCACGUGGCACGAGUGGACAGGGCGGACGGCAGAAGAUGGUCCCUGGCGUCUCUCCCGUCUUCCGGCUACGGGACCAACACACCCAGCUCCACCCUCUCGUCAAGCUCAUCCUCCCGGGAGCACCUCCACCAGCUUCCCUUCCAGCCCACGCCGGACGAGCUGCACUUCCUGUCCAAGCACUUCCGCAGCUCGGAGAGCGUGGCCGAUGAGGACGGGGGCCGCUCCCCCCGCCUGCGGCCCCGGUCCCGCAGCCUCAGCCCGGGCCGCACGUCGGGGACCUUCGACAACGAGGUGGUCAUGAUGAAUCACGUGUACCGCGAGCGGUUCCCCAAGGCCACGGCGCAGAUGGAGGGCCGGCUGCGGGAGUUCCUGGCGGCCUACGCGCCCGGGGCGCGGCUGGCGCUGGCCGACGGCGUCCUGGGCUUCAUCCACCACCAGAUCGCCGAGCUGGCGCGCGACUGCCUGGCCAAGUCGGGCGAGGCCCUGGUCACCUCGCGCUACUUCCUGGAGAUGCAGGAGAAGCUGGAGCGGCUGCUGCAGGACGCGCGCGAGCGCUCGGACAGCGCCGAGGUCGGCUUCAUCGUGCAGCUGGUGCGCAAGCUGCUCAUCGUCAUCGCGCGGACCGCGCGGCUGCUCGAGUGCCUGGAGUUCGACCCCGAGGAGUUCUACCACCUGCUGGAGGCGGCCGAGGGCCAGGCCCGCGAGGGCCACGGCAUCAAGACGGACCUGCCCCGCUACAUCAUCGGGCAGCUGGGCCUGGCCAAGGACCCGCUCGAGGAGAUGGUACCACUGAGUCACCUUGACGAAGGACAGCCCCCAGACCCCGAGUCCCCAGAGAGCCGUGCCCUGGUCGGCCAGUCGAGGAGGAAGCCAUGUGAGAGCGACUUCGAAACCAUCAAACUCAUCAGCAACGGGGCCUACGGGGCCGUCUACCUGGUGCGGCACCAGGACACCCGGCAGCGCUUCGCCAUGAAGAAGAUCAACAAGCAGAACCUGAUCUUGCGCAACCAGAUCCAGCAGGUGUUCGUGGAGCGCGACAUCCUCACCUUCGCGGAGAACCCCUUCGUGGUCGGCAUGUUCUGCUCCUUCGAGACGCGCCGCCACCUGUGCAUGGUCAUGGAGUACGUGGAAGGCGGGGACUGCGCCACGCUCCUGAAGAACAUGGGCCCGCUGCCGGUGGACAUGGCCCGCAUGUACUUCGCCGAGACGGUGCUGGCGCUCGAGUACCUGCACAACUACGGCAUCGUGCACCGCGACCUCAAGCCCGACAACCUGCUCAUCACCUCGCUCGGCCACAUCAAGCUGACCGACUUCGGCCUGUCCAAGAUCGGGCUCAUGAGCAUGGCCACCAACCUGUACGAGGGCCACAUCGAGAAGGACGCCCGGGAGUUUGUGGACAAGCAGGUGUGUGGGACCCCGGAGUACAUCGCCCCCGAGGUCAUCUUCCGCCAGGGCUACGGCAAGCCGGUGGACUGGUGGGCCAUGGGCGUCAUCCUGUACGAGUUCCUGGUGGGCUGCGUGCCCUUCUUCGGGGACACGCCCGAGGAGCUGUUCGGGCAGGUGGUCAGCGAUGAGAUCAUGUGGCCAGAGGGAGACGAGGCCCUUCCAGCUGACGCCCAAGACCUCAUCACCAGGCUGCUCCGGCAGAGCCCGAUGGACCGACUGGGGACCGGCGGCACCCACGAGGUGAAGCAGCACCCCUUCUUCCUGGCCCUGGACUGGGCGGGGCUCCUGCGGCACAAGGCGGAGUUCGUGCCCCAGCUGGAGGCCGAGGACGACACCAGCUACUUCGACACGCGCUCGGAACGCUACCGCCACCUGGGCUCCGAGGAGGACGAGACCAACGACGAGGAGUCGUCCACGGAGAUCCCGCAGUUCUCGUCCUGCUCGCACCGCUUCAGCAAGGUCUACAGCAGCUCCGAGUUCCUGGCCGCCCAGCCCACUCCCACCUUCGCCGAGAGGAGCUUCAGCGAGGACCGGGAGGACGGCUGGGAGCGCAACGUGGAGGUGGACUACCGCCGCCGCCUGAGCGCCGACUUCCGGUGGGUGGGGCGGGGAGGGGCAGGCAGGUCCCGCGUCCAAGCCUGCUGGGAGUUGGAGGCGAAGUUUGAUGCUGAGGGAGCUUCCCAGUGGCCCAGUAGAAAAGGGCCGAACAUAAUUGGGCCAGGGUGCCGGGGCCCCCCCUGACGACCCCCCUCCCUU
Messenger RNA from Microcebus murinus (gray mouse lemur), 2459 nucleotides. The record is from RefSeq and is a predicted model, not a curated record. Lineage: Eukaryota; Metazoa; Chordata; Mammalia; Primates; Cheirogaleidae.